AGGAACACAUCGGUGAAUCAUUAUUUUGUGAAUUUUAUAACUGUAAAUCGCUUACAGAAAAAGAAACACGUAGGAUUUAGUAUCCAGUGGACACAUUUUUCAUCCAAUAAUUGAUACUAUCUACAAUCAAAAUGCAGGACCCCAAUGAGGAUACUGAGUGGAAUGAUGCCCUGCGAGCAAAGGGUAUUCUUCCGCCGAAGCCGAAGGAAAAGGAAAUCACCGAGGAUGACAUUAUUGGCAUGAUAGAGAAUACUAUCGAACAGAAACAGCACCAAGGCAAAGACCUAUCCAAAAUGGGAUUGGAUGAGCUAGACGAGUUGGAAGACUCCGAAGAUGAAGCUGUGUUGCUCGACUAUCGCAAGAAGAGGAUAGCCGAAAUGAAAGCUAUGUCACAGAAGGCUAAAUUUGGUUCCGUAAUUGAGAUUUCCGGUAAAGAUUAUGUGGACGAGGUGACAAAAGCUGGAUCGGAGAUUUAUGUGGUUCUGCAUUUAUACAGCCGGGGUGUUCCUUUCUGUUCGUUGAUCAACCAACACUUGAGUCAAUUGGCCGUCAGAUUCCCUGCAACUAAAUUUAUCAAAGCUAUCGCUACUACUUGUAUUCCCAACUAUCCGGAGCGCAAUUUGCCGACUAUUUUUGUUUACUACGAGGGUCAAAUGAAAAAGCAGCUUGUUGGGCCAGCAGAACUGGGCGGACUCAACCUGAGUUGCGAGGAACUGGAAUUUAUGCUAGGACAAGCGAAGGCAAUCAACACCAACAUUACUGAGGAUCCUCGCAAAGCCCGGGCAGUCAAAGAUAAAAUGUUCGCCGAUUUAGCCGACAGCAACGAUUGGUAGCGGUAGACUUUAUCUUUCGUUUCAAUCGAUAUCCUUGCUAACUAGCGUAACAUCUGUAGCCACCAAAUCACGUCGAACAUGCA
This is a messenger RNA of Ochlerotatus camptorhynchus, 916 nucleotides long. RefSeq names its product viral IAP-associated factor (gene viaf). The coding region runs from base 132 to 833 and encodes 233 amino acids. Gene Ontology annotation, biological process: protein folding. NCBI's taxonomy places the organism in Eukaryota, Metazoa, Arthropoda, Insecta, Diptera, Culicidae. The record is from RefSeq and is a predicted model, not a curated record. Gene Ontology annotation, cellular component: cytoplasm. The transcript is spliced from 2 exons.